AGACUACAGUAUCCCCCAACCACCACCGGAAUCGCAAGGAAGGGAAGAAAAACGUAAGAUUGGAAAUAUAAUAGAAAAGGAGAGAGGGAGAGAGAAAAAAAAAAUAGCCGAAUAAACUGUCAAGUGCAUCACACUCGAGCGGACCGCUGAACAACGACCCCGGCCUUGCCCUCUCCCCCACCUACUGAUCAAAAAAGGGUUAUUUCUUACACGGGGCCUGCCGUUAGCCUUACUAGUAGUUCUGAUACAAAGGUCGACGUCGUCCGCCCCGUCGCCUAUCUCCUUUCGCUUCACCUCCCCAUCCUUCUCCACUUGUUUUCUUCACCUUCUUCCAUCUAUCGUCUCGUCUACUCCCUACUUUACCCGAUAUACAAAGAGGAAUAGCAGAGAUGACCGACAGCGUCAAGACUCAAUACCAAUGGCUUAGCCAGCUCAACGUCGACCAUGUUCCCGCCGAGAGGAAUUUCAGGAGAACCUCAAUUAUCUGUACAAUUGGUAUGCGUCUCGAUCCGUUCUCCCUUGCCGGUGGGCUUGUUAAUAAAUCAUUCCUUGUCGAUAGGUCCUAAAACGAACUCGGUGGAGUCUAUCAACAAGCUUCGCAAAGGUACUGAAUUCGUCCAUUACCCCGCCCCCCCCGCUUGUUCAAUGUUUGCUAACAGAUAUUCAACACAGCCGGCUUGAACAUAGUUCGCAUGAACUUUUCCCACGGCUCAUAUGAGGUAAUUCUCCCAUCAACCCUGAUUUUAGCUCAACCCCCGCAAUAUUGUGCUCCUGGCUACGGUCGUCUUUAUGAUGGGAUUCCUGGGAGUGGGGGGUGUUGGCGUUAGUGUUUAGGUUUUGUUAUCGGAGCUGAUAAGCGGACCUACAGUACCACCAAAGUGUCAUCAACAACUCGAGGGAGGCUGAAAAGCAGCAGCCCGGCCGGCCAUUGGCCAUCGCCCUUGAUACCGUACGUUCUCACCAAGGGGGAAAUUUCAUCCUUGUAGAUUUCUUGGACGCAUGCAGUCUGAGAGAAAAUGGGUGUGUGGGGUAUCUACUAAAUUAUCCUGCAGAAAGGGCCCGAGAUCCGUACUGGUAACACCAAGGGAGAUGCCGACCUUCCUAUCUCUGCUGGCGCAGAAAUUAUUAUCACCACAGACGACAAAUAUGUUACCUCCUGCACGGAGGAUAUUAUGUAUGUUUGGGCUUGGUUCUGUUGAACCAAUAAUUUAAUCUUUCUCGCUAAUAUGGUCCAAUUUUUAGGUAUGUUGACUACAAGAACAUCACGAAGGUGAUCGAGCCCGGUCGCAUUAUCUACGUUGACGAUGGUGUCCUUUCGUUUGAGGUCCUGGAGGUCACCGAUGAGAAGAAUAUCAAAGCUCGUUGCCUCAACAACGGCAAGAUCUCAUCUAAGAAGGGUGUGAAUCUUCCCAAGACGGACGUUGAUCUCCCUCCUCUAUCCGAGAAAGACAAGGAAGACCUUCGAUUUGGCGUGAGGAAUGGUGUUCACAUGGUCUUCGCGUCAUUUAUUCGUCGUGGCUCUGACAUUACCGCGAUUCGUGAAGUUCUGGGAGAAGCUGGAAGGGAGAUUCAGAUCAUUGCCAAAAUUGAGAACCAACAGGGUGUGAACAACUUUGAUGAGAUCCUCAGGGAAACCGAUGGAGUCAUGGUUGCUCGCGGUGACCUCGGUAUUGAGAUCCCGCCUGCCCAGGUGUUCAUUGCUCAGAAGAUGAUGAUUGCCAAGUGCAAUCUGGCUGGGAAGCCCAUUAUUUGUGCAACCCAGAUGUUGGAGUCCAUGACAUACAAUCCUCGCCCCACCCGCGCUGAAGUCUCAGACGUUGGUAAUGCAGUGCUUGAUGGUGCAGACUGUGUUAUGUUGUCCGGCGAGACCGCCAAGGGUAAUUACCCAAUUGAGUCUGUUACAAUGAUGCACGAGACCUGCCUACUCGCAGAGACCGCUAUCAGCUAUGUUCCGCUGUUUAACGAACUCCGUGGGUUGACCAAGAGACCAACCGGGACAAGUGAGACCUGCGCUAUAGCGGCUGUCAGUGCCAGCGUUGAGCAGGAGGCCAGUGCUAUCAUUGUUCUGAGUACUAGGUAUGAUCACACCAUCAUUUUAAACACAUCCGGAUCUGCUGAUUCCCUUAUCAUAGUGGGUCCACUGCCCGCUUGAUCUCGAAAUAUAGGCCAAGCUGCCCAGUUCUUAUGGUGAGUAAAUUCCUACCAUCCCGAAUACCGAUUGUCCUGACUCCUAGAAAAUAGAUUACCCGGAAUGCCAACGCUGCCAGAUAUUCUCACCUAUAUCGUGGCGUUUAUCCAUUCGUGUACCCCAAGCCUAAGCCCGACUUCAACCAGGUGAUAUGGCAAGAGGAUGUUGAUGAGCGUCUGAGAUGGGGAACUAGUGAGGCCAUCAAACUCGGACUCGUUAAGGCUGGAGAUACUAUCAUUGCUGUCCAAGGAUGGAGGGGAGGAUUGGGUAACACCAACACGUAUGUGGAUCACUUUGUUAUGUUCUGCUUUCGGCUCCUCUGCGACUCCCUCUUUUCCCAUUCUCUCCUCAUAGCAAUAUUCAGGAAAGAGGGAAGGAGUCAGGGCAGGUUUGACUUUUUGAGGUGGACACUGAUUCUUGAUACUUAGUCUCCGCGUUCUGAAUGCCAAAGAAUGAAAAUCUCACACGUGGAAUAAACUACCCACCAGCAAUAGUAGGGAUUAAUGGGCGUGAUAAGUACUGCAAUAAUAACUUGUGUAGUAUUUCUAGUGCUUGUGGAUCUUCAUUGAUAGUUUCCAACUGUUCUGAUUAGGUGCAAUUAAAUUUUCAUCGGCUCACUGAUUGUGCGCUCUGAU
Tuber aestivum (summer truffle) is the source of this 2823-nucleotide messenger RNA. The record is from the annotation of a GenBank genome assembly. Lineage: Eukaryota; Fungi; Ascomycota; Pezizomycetes; Pezizales; Tuberaceae.